Molecule: messenger RNA, 2581 nt
Organism: Bacillus rossius redtenbacheri
Lineage: Eukaryota; Metazoa; Arthropoda; Insecta; Phasmatodea; Bacillidae
Gene: Clc
Product: clathrin light chain
Exons: 8
Coding region: 113-862 (249 amino acids)
Biological process (GO): clathrin-dependent endocytosis; intracellular protein transport
Cellular component (GO): clathrin coat of trans-Golgi network vesicle; clathrin coat of coated pit; synaptic vesicle membrane
Molecular function (GO): clathrin heavy chain binding; structural molecule activity
Source: RefSeq, a predicted model, not a curated record
AAUAUUGUUGGUACUUAAAAAGGGGUGGUUCGUAGCUCUUGUCAAAUCUUUCAGUACGUCUUUGGUUUGUAAUCCGUCAUCGGUUGACCUGGAUUGUAAUUAAUAAUCAGACAUGGAUGGUUUCGUCGACAAUUUUGGAGAUGCCGAUGCUGACCCAGCGGCAGAAUUUCUUGCUCGUGAGCAAGACCAGCUUGCUGGUUUGGAAGAUGAGUUAAAACCUGUCUCUUCGACACAACCUAUUAUAGACGGUGCUUUUCCAGUGGAUGGUUCAUUUCUUCCUCAAGAUGUGAAUCAUCAAAUCGAUCCUGCGAGUAGCUUUGAAAUGAUUGACAGCUUCGGACAACAGAAUGGCUUUCCAUCAGCCAUGGGCUCUGAAGGAGAGAAUUCUACCCCUGAAGAGAGGGUAGCCACCGAGCUGGAUGAGGCUGUGAUUGGGGAGCCUGCAAUCGUCGACAAGCCACAGAAUGGAUUUCCAUCUCCUGCACCAGCUGUUUCCAAGCCUGUAGUCAAAGAAGAGCCAGAGAAGAUCAAGAAGUGGCGUGAAGAACAGAAGAAACGUCUCGAAGAGAAGGAUGCCAACGAAGAGACGCGUAAGGAAGAAAUGCGUUUGGCGGCAAAGAAGGAAUUGGAAGAGUGGUAUCGUCAUCAUGAAGAGCAGAUAACGAGAACAAAGACAGCAAACAGGAACGCGGAGAAGCAGUUCGUGGCAGAGGCCGGGGAGAUCGAGCCGGGCACGGAGUGGGAGCGGAUCGCCAAGCUGUGCGAGUUCAACCCCAAGUCGAGCAAGACGAGCCGGGACGUGUCGCGCAUGCGCUCCAUCAUCCUGCAGCUGAAGCAGGCCCCGCCCACGAAGAAGGCUUGAAAGCCGGGCCGUCCCUUCCGACAGUCUCAUCUCGUGUUUCGAACUGCAGGCGGGCGCCCGUCAGCGUCAGCAGAGUGAACCAUGUGCGAAACAACUAUUGUAUGUAGAAGUUGUGAAUAAUCUUUGUUUUCAAAAUAUCAAUUAUGUAUAUUGUUGAAGUUAACCGUAAAAUAUUUGUACGCAGGGCUCUAACUCGGCUCUCUUCGAGAGUGAUAUUAUGGAACAGUGGUUGCACCUGAAUCCUUAACUGUUGUAAAAACCGUAAAUUAUUUGUUUCGUCACCUCCGGAAGUGUUUGUCACGUUCUCAUUUUGUAUAAAUAUUUAUGGCAGAUAUUAUUUUGUGUUCGUAUUUGGUACAUCAGUAUGUUCUAAAUAAAUAUAUCACAGAUUCUUAGAAUGGAUAUUUUAGUUGUAUUUGCUUUAUGUUUGGGGGUUGAAGUUUAUGAAGCAUUAUGUAUUACCUCUUGUAAAGUAUACUGAAGGUUUUUCUCAUGUGCAAUUAAAUUAAGAAUUACUAUAAGCCUUGAGCAAGAGGUACAUGGUGUUUAUAGCAUCAUGAUGGUAUGCUCAUAAUUUUAGUUAAGAGGUACAUCACACAGAAAUCUAGAAAAGCAAAAAUUGUAGAACAGAAUCCCUAGGGUAAUAAAUGCUGAUGUUUCUAUGUGUGUUGUAUGUGCCGUAAGCACUGGUGUGUAGAUUUUGAAAUAAUUUUUUUUUACACUUCAGUUAUUUUUUUGUUUAGCUUGUUUGCCUGUGGGACUCUAGAUUAGUUGAUAUAAAUAGUUAUAACUAUUGGUUUAAUAGCAGUUUGGAAGGCUUCCUAACCCACAGUACUGAUUCACUGUGAAGAUUGCAACUGUUUUGACUAUCAUUUUGAAAUUUACAAACUUCUGAAAAUAAAUUUAAAAACAAACCCUGCCCCUCCCCUCAUUUUUUUUACCAACUUUGAUAUUGGGCAAUGCCAGUGUCUUUUAUUAGGUGGGAAACUAUAUACAUUCCAAAAAAUUGGGGAUUUUGGAAAUUUAGCACAGGUGUAAUUUUUCGAAUUCAACUAUGGAGGAUUUGUUUUUCUUGCACAUAAAUUAGUUUUAUGGGUGACUACAAAUUUAUGAAUUAUUGAAUAUUCAUGAUUGUCAUAGUAUCAAGUGUUAACCCCGUGGUCUGUUUAGCUGAUCUUGCCAUGUCUUCGGUCCUCCCAUUCUCCUGGAUUGAUAUUAAUUUAAAGAAAUAAAAAAUAAUUUUUGAAGUUCUGAUUCAUUCACUUUUGGUAUUUACAUUUUUUCUAUGAUUUCAAACAAAGGUAGAACCUUUUGCUACUGUUUUUUAAAUGCAGUGUUUAGUUGGGCCAGUAAUCUGCAAAUACUUAUUUCAGCCUACACAUCAUUAAUGAGGAUAAAAUAUUUGUGAAUAUAUGUUUGCUUUUUUUUUUUACAAUAGCUCAUUUCCAUUUCUGCUUCCUUUGUCUUGAAUGCUUCUUACUUAAAAAUCUUAACUUUAAUUUUACUUGUGAAGACUCCAAAAAGUUUAUUUUUUCUUUGCAGUGCAAUAUGUUUUGAAGGCAACUUCUAAAAAUUAUAUCAAGAAAUUGAUAAAAUAACCUGGUCAAAAAAUUAUGUUAUAGAGAUAGUUCUUGUGUUAAAGGUAUUCAGUGAAGUUAAUUGUUGUUGAAACAAUUUCAUGUAAAUAUAAAAUUAAUAAAAAUAGGUUUUGAAGAUCAA